GCCACUGCUAGAGUUACUGUUGCUCGUUUGCGCAAAUAAAUAUGAUGAAACCGGUCCCUUAUCCCCUUACCGAUGGAGAUUAUUUCCGACAGCACGUGAAGGCAUCGUGGCGCACGUCCCCGGUAAACGUCGUCACAACAGCGAUGUGUCAUUUCACCAGAUAAAUUAUAGACCGUGAAAUUCCGUUCCGUCUCCCAUGUUGUUACCGAGCCAGGAUAAUGAUGGAGAAUGACCGUUAGUCCGAAUAUUCUAGUAGCUUUACACUGGUGAAAACAACUCGUGUAUAAAUUGCGGUCGCUUGGUUUACAUUUAGGAUCAGGAUGGUCUUUCCAACGGGCAACGUGUCCUUCGCCGCGGUGACUCUGGCUUUGCUCGCCAUCGUCCUCAGCACUUCUCAGGUCAGCGGGAAUGAGGACUGUUUAUGGUAUGUGGACAAAAACGGCACCUGGCAUAACGGCUUCGACUGCCCUCUCAUCACCUUCUGCUGUGGGAACUGCCACCGGCGCUACUGCUGCCUGGACACCUUCAAGAUGAUCACAGAGCGGGAGCAGAAACGCUGCAUGCUCUUCCAGUUCAGCCCUACCACUUUAGCUGGCAUUGCCUCCUCCAUCCUCCUGUUUGUGGCCAUCAUUGCCACCAUGGUGUGCUGCUUCAUGUGCUCCUGCUGCUACCUCUACCAGAGACGACAACAAAGGGGCAGGACACCAUAUGAUGCCCAGCAGAUCCCUAUGGCCAGCUACCCAGUGGAGCCCAUGUACGAUGCUUAUGGGAAACCACUGGGACCCUCUGAGUAUCCACAUGCAGGUUAUCCGAUGGCACCCCAGUAUGUUGGCAUGCCACCGCAGUAUCCCAUGGUGCAGCCAGGACCCUACCCACCACACCCGGUGGACUCGGCAUACAGCCAGGCCCCACCACCUUACACUCCACCUCAGUAUCCUGGUCAUUGAUGGGCUCAUCCACACAAACAAUGGGGAGCAGCAGCUACUGAGAGAAAUGACUGUUUCAAAAGGAGAAGGCAGCAACACUCUCUCACACACUAAAAACACAGACACACUCAAAUACAUGCAGUUUGACUAGCACUGCUUUGCCUGUGAAUGAAAACAGGAGGCACUUUAAGUUUUUUUUUUUGUUGUUGCUGUUGUUUAUUUACAACUUGUCCUAAUUUUCUGCAGAGUUUACAUGAAUCAGUUUCUGUUGUGCAACCUUGACCCGUGAUCGCUGUGGGCGGGUUUGAAGGGAGUUGUGAGGCCAGUGUCUCGACCUUGUGCUGCCACCUCUGUGCUCUGACACACUCAUCUCAGCGGCAGGGUGUCACCUAAAGACAGGGCUGUUUUACCCUAGGCGUCUGAAAGGAUUCACAAAAAAAGAUAAUGCACUCCCUCUUAAUAAACCUAAAAAUACUUUACUUUUGUUAAAGUUUAGUAAAUCAGUAACUGCCUAAGGUGACAUUCUAGGUCAUCUCAGUCACUGAUUCAUGUUAUCCACAUCUUUACACCUGUAUUUGAUGUUUUCUUUUGUAAUGCAGUAGAGGCUAAUGUGAAAAAGAAAGCUGGAAAUAAGGAUUGCAUGAUUUAUUUAAGAAGCGACAUGUUUGGAUGAUAGGCAGUGUGACCCUCUCAAAUUUUCUCAGAUGGCCUCAUGGAUUUUAUGGCAGUCCUGAUUGUCUGUAAGAAGCCUGUAGUCACUGGUUCAUUUCAACUUUAUCUUAACUUUUAUCUCUUCUUUUCGUGUCUGACUUGACUAAUUAUUUCAUGGUAGUACAUUAGCUGCACCGUUCUAACGUAACAUCUCUUACGUCAGCAUGCUACCCAGUCAGUUCUCAGUCUUUAGGUGAAUCCCAUAAUACCAGGUAGGAUGUUUUACAGUGAUAUUCAUGUUAAAUGUUUAUUUCUUGUAAUGUAUGGGGUCAGGGGGAGUGGCAGUUUAUGCUGCUUCAUUUAAACAACGCAUCCCACCUUACUGUAAUUAACCAUGAAAAAAAAGUAUUUAAAUAUUUUGUAAAUAUGUUCUUCAGCUGAAUAUUUUAUUUUAUUGUAAUAAGUU
Messenger RNA from Monopterus albus (swamp eel), 2043 nucleotides. It is a transcript of the gene shisa4, whose product is annotated as shisa family member 4. The transcript is spliced from 5 exons. NCBI's taxonomy places the organism in Eukaryota, Metazoa, Chordata, Actinopteri, Synbranchiformes, Synbranchidae. The coding region runs from base 321 to 947 and encodes 208 amino acids. The record is from RefSeq and is a predicted model, not a curated record.